AUGCUUCUUAUCAUGGUGCUUGAUUAUACGAUGCAGCUCGUGUUAGUUGAUGUUGAAUCUCAGACAGAAUAUUCGAAAAAUCGUUUUGGGAUGCUAGCUUGUGAUAAAUCACCACACUAUGCAGAAAGAAAAAUAAAACAAUCCAAUCUGUUGCUAUUUCGCUUUCGAAAUGGUCUGACAUCAAAACCUAAACCUACAUAA
Molecule: messenger RNA, 201 nt
Organism: Clunio marinus
Lineage: Eukaryota; Metazoa; Arthropoda; Insecta; Diptera; Chironomidae
Source: the annotation of a GenBank genome assembly